AUGCCCUCUAGUAUUGUCAAUAAUUCCCCAAAACGUCGACACUCAUAUAAUAACACUCCCACAAGAAGCAGUUUGAAUACAAUAAAUGAUGAUGAGGCAGAAAAAAGUCUUCGUAGAAAGUCUUUUGCAGAAUCAAUGCGUAGAAGGUCCGGAAAUAUGGCUGUUAUUGGAUCACCUCCAAUAUUAUCAACAGAGAGGAACUCCUUUAAUACACCAUUAAAUCCACCAAGACCAUUAGAAAUUAUAACACCUAUACCAAAAAUACCAGCUGAACAAAUGUCUAUAAAUUACGAGGAAUGGAUGAAGUUGGUUACUGAUAACAAAAUAAAUGCACAAAAUAGUUGGAAGCUUGCUUUGAUAGACUAUUUUCAUGAAAUGAGUUUAUUAAAAGAUGGAGAUUCUAUAAAUUUCCAGAAAGCGUCAUGUACCUUGGAUGGAUGUGUGAAAAUUUAUACUUCUAGAGUUGAUUCUGUAGCUACUGAAACAGGAAAACUUUUAAAUGGAUUGGCAGAUAGUAGUAAGAAUGAUUUGAAUCUUCAAGAUGAUGAAGAUGAAGAUGAAGCAGAUCCAGAAAAACGUACCAAGAAAAAAAGGAAUAGAAGUGAAUCAACAUUAGUUACAUCAUAUGAUCAAUUAAUAUUAAAAAAAUUCGAUUUAGAAUUUACUGUUGAUCCUCUUUUCAAAAAAACUUCUGCUGAUUUUGAUGAAGGUGGUGCUCAAGGAUUAUUAUUGAAUCACUUGUCAGUUGACAGCGAUGUCAAAAUUAUAUUUGACGCAAGUGAUGCUAUACCAGUUCACAAGAUGGAAGAUGAUAAUAAUAUAGAAGAUAAUUCAAUUCAACUUAUGGAUUUAACAAAAUUACGGACAACAUUUCUUCCAGAUCUUGAAAGCAUAUUCAGCAAGGAUAUAUGCCCAGUGUUAAAGGGCUUCAAUUUUUUUGGAAAUAGUGAAGUAGACUUUGAUUUCUUUUUACGAAAAAUAGGCGAUGACGGUGACGACGACGAUGAUUGUAUUGAUAGUAGAUUCGAUUUUGUUGAAAAUCAUUAUACAGCAGGUGGAAAUGGUUCAGAAUUGUUUAUGGAUAAUGGUGGUGGGGAUGAUGGUGAAGAUGAUAUUUUCCUGGAUCAAAGUUUCGAAGUUGAUGAUGAACGAUCUGAGCAUCAACAACAACUUUCUGAAAGAGAUUAUCUGAUGGCAAUGUCUAAUAAUGAGAAUGAAUUAUUUUCUUAUUUUGAUUCUGCUUUUUUACGGAAUUGGGCUGGUCCUGAGCAUUGGAAAUUAAAAAGAGCUGCAAAAAAAAAACCUGAAGAUGAAAAUGGUGAAACUAAGGGAGAAAAGAAGAAAAAAGAUCCGUUUUUAAUUGACUUUAUUGAGUCUGAUGACAUUGAUACAAGUAAUAUAUUUGUCGCUGGUAAAAAUACAAUCAUUGACCCUAAAUUAGCUGAAAGGCUGCCGCACCGAAACAUUCUUCCUGAUGAUAUGCAUUUUUCAUCAAAACAACUAUUAAAAUUGUUUCUUAAACCACAGCCUACGGUUAGUUUUUCUGAAAAAGAUUUUGAAAAUGAAAAUAUUGAAGUCGAUGAAAAUUUUUGGGCAGAACAUACUAAUGGAGAUCUACCAGAAACAAAUGAUUUGGGGGGUGGCACAUUUUUCAAUGAUGAUUACGAUGGAACUGACGACGAGUUAGAUUAUGGUGAAAACCUUGUAUCACAGCCAAAAAUAAUUAAGCCUGAAUUUGUCAAAUAUUCAAAAAAAGCAAAAAGAGUUGAUGUUAAAAAACUCAAGGAGAAUAUAUGGAAAACUUUAAUACAUUCUAGAAAUUCACUAAAUGCAUCAGAAAAUGAACCAAAUGUUUGUGAUAAUAUCGAGGAAAAUGAAACUUUACCUGUUGUCAAAGAACAAAAACUCUCUGAUGUUGUUCAAAAUUUACAAGGCUUUUAUAAAGAAAAGGCUCUGAGAGAUAUUUCAGUACAAUUCUGUUUUAUUUGCGUGUUACAUUUAGCAAAUGAAAAAAAUCUUGAUAUAUUACCUACAACAACACCAUUUCCUGAAAAUAUUGGUCAUUGUUUAGAUGGUAAUUCGAGUAUAAGAGCUACCAACUAUGUUCAUGAGUUUCUUUAUAAAGUAAAAGAUGUACCAACAAUCAAAUGUAGCCAUGCUCUUAAUAUUAUAAUUGCCACACGUAAUCCAAAUAUUUUACAAAGUCUAGCAUAUUACAUGUUAAGAAUUGGAUAA
Molecule: messenger RNA, 2235 nt
Organism: Entrophospora sp. SA101
Lineage: Eukaryota; Fungi; Glomeromycota; Glomeromycetes; Entrophosporales; Entrophosporaceae
Source: the annotation of a GenBank genome assembly